CCUCCCCCUCCUCCUCCUCCUCCUCCCCAUCACUACUGCCCGUCUCAUCUCACAUAUCAACCCCCCUCCCCCCAUCUCCCAGCCUUUGUCGCACCACUACUCACUUCACCUCACCUCUUCUCUCCAUUCACCAUCCAAUCUAACAUGUCCUUCCAGGAUCCUCUUACUCGUCUCGGCACCGACGUCUUCGUCGAGGUCCUAGUGCACCUCAACCUGCGCGAUCUCCUUGCAGCAGAACUAGUCUCCAAAGCGUGGCGUCUGUGCGCCGCAGAACACUCUUCACAUCUUUGGCGCACUCAAGCUUACUCCGUUGGCGUAGAGCGCGUCGACCUUGCGGUAGGUAACGCCCUCGCCGCAACAAGCAAAUAUCCGUGGCCUCAGCACGACAUGCGCCCCAUCGCUGACCGUACCCGCCUAAAGCCCGGCAGGUGGCGGUGGCGGCAAAUCGUGCAGGAGAACCUUGUGCUGUUGGACGCUUGGGCCCGCGCGGCCUGCACCGUCGAGUGGGUCACACCGUUCCCAAAUACAGUUUGGCGCAUCAAGAGCGACCCCGAGUCCGGUACCAUGCUCGCCACCUCGCGCGUGACUGGAGAGCUCAACGAUGAAAUCGACGUUCCCGGCCUCCAGGUCGUGGACCGCCGCACAUCGCAGCCGCUCUGGAGCAUCCCAGACCUGCAGGGGUACAGUCACUUGGAGGCUGGCGCCGGUUUCUUCGUCAUUAACCGCGGGCGGAGCUCGGACGGCGCCUUCGAAGUGUGGCGCAAUGACCAGGCCCGCAAGCGUAGCGUGCUUCCCAAAAUCGGCGUGAGCAACUUCACCGGCGAGAGCUUCGCGGACGAGACGUACGAUCCCGAAUCACUUACCUCGCCUCUUCCACGCGGCCACUAUGAGCACUUCCGCACGCUGUUGCCUCCUGCCCUUGCGCGUGCGUACCGGCUGCACAUUGAUCGCGAGGGCACGUCGACUGCGGCGGCCGUGCUGGCUUCUUGCGCCACCGCGGCCAUUCACAUCUGGCACCUCGAUGAGGCCAUCGAGAUGGAGACUAUCAAGCGUGGAAUUGAGGACCAGGGAACACCUAAUUACAUUGAGCUGGACGACAACUUCGUCUUCGUCUGCGACGACUGGCAGAUGCACGUGUACCUGCGCGAAACACAGGCGCACCUUGUUUCGUUCCCGCCUAUGCGCGGGCCGCCGGCCGAUAUUGCGCGCCUCGGCUUCCCGCUAAGCAUCACCGAUGACUUCAAGGCGAUUCCCGACUCUGAGCGGGCCGCCGGUGCCGCACCCGUUGGCCGUGCCAUCGCUUGUGGCGUUUACCCUCGCGAACGUGCAUUCAAAGACGUGAUCGAGCGCUCCAUCGCCAUGAUGCGGACCGUACACCAAGGCGGUGCCGUUACGUACGGCUUCUCUGCUUGUCACUUCACCUCGCGCCACCUCGUCUGUACGACCGAGGCUGGCGGCGUGCUCAUCGUGCGCAACUAUCGCGACGUGUUCGCACAAUGCUUGCGGAUGGAGGAGCUGGACCCGCCCCUCGCGUCCUACCCGUAUCGUCAUGUGGCAGCUGCCAAGCGGGCCAAACACGUCGCGGACAACAGCAUCAUCAUCGGCCUUGGGACGACGGUCAAGCAGCUCACGACGUAUAACGACCACAUCGUGUUCGCGACGUCCUUCAAUGUCCUCCUUCUGGAUGGGCGCGCCAUUCCCGACAUCCCAGCGCGUGCUUUGAGAGCUGGCGGCGCAGAGACUGCCUCUGAGCAAGAUGAGACACGAGUCAUGGACGACGAGGGGAGCGACUACUCAACAGACGAUGACGAAGAUGAUGGCGAGUCUGAAGACGAGUCGGAGGACGACGAACCGGAGGAGAGGAAGCGGGAGACGCCCGCAAGGCGGGCUCGCCCGUCCGACGCAGACAGCGGCGGCGAAGACAUGCCCCUUCUAGACAGCGACAGCGUCGACAGCGUCGACAGGAAGGCCAAGGCGGGCGACCGCUUUGGCGACGACAUGCGCCCCACGCUCCGCUGCCACGUCCUCCUCGGAAACCACCAGCAGAGCAUGAAGCUCUCAUCGUGUCUCCAAGCCGACGCGCGCAGCAUCUACGUGACAUACUGGGCGUCGGGGGAGUUUGGCGAGUUUGGGGUCGGAGGCGUGACGUCGUCCCCGCCUGAGGCGCGCGACGGGCUGGGUAUGUGCAUCAAGGCGUGGACGUUCGGGGGCGGCUUGAACGAGUGAGCGCGAGCAGUGCACGCUGUGCGGCAUUGGAGAUGGGGGUGGUGUAAGGUAGUAGGUUGUAUGAAGAAUCUGCCUGACAUAUG
Cutaneotrichosporon oleaginosum is the source of this 2309-nucleotide messenger RNA. RefSeq lists its product as uncharacterized. Gene Ontology annotation, molecular function: protein binding. The record is from RefSeq and is a predicted model, not a curated record. Lineage: Eukaryota; Fungi; Basidiomycota; Tremellomycetes; Trichosporonales; Trichosporonaceae.